AUGAACGAACAGAUAACUACCCAGAUAAAUCAUCUCAUGUAUAUGGAUGACAUAAAAUUAUAUGCCACGACACAAAAAGAUUUGUAUCAAUUAGCUAAUCUUACUGAGCAAUAUUCUCAAGAUAUUUGUAUGGAAUUUGGCAUUGAUAAAUGCAAAAUUAAUGCAAUCAAAGAUGGACAAAGUCUACAACACACUUACCACAUGGAAGCUGGACAGCAAAUCAAUUCACUAGAAGAGACCGAAGUUUAUAAGUAUUUAGGAUAUAACCAGGGGAAGUUAAUAGAGUACAAAAACACAAAAACCAAACUAAUACAACAAUUUAAACAUAGACUCAACUCCCUCGCGACUGUCCAAUCUGACGCUAAAUUAACACCGCUGAACCUCAAAGACAAAACAUUCCAAAAAAAUGAGACACAAACCACAGAACAGACAAAAAUAAAUGAGUGGGCCCGAAAGUCUCUACAUGGGAGACAUCGACAUGACCUCUGCCAACCUAAUGUCGACAAAGCAGCGUCGAACGCGUGGUUAAGUCGUGGCGAACUCUUCCCUGAGACUGAAGGGUUCAUGAUUGCUAUACAAGACCAAAUAAUUGAAACUCGCAACUACCAAAGACAUAUAAUGAGGAUCUUAAACUUGCCUACGGACUUGUGCCGAAAAUGCAAUAGUAAUUCUGAAACCAUACAGCACAUAACAGGCGCUUGUAAAUUAAUAGCGCAGACAGAAUAUAAACACCGCCACGAUCAAGCCGCAAAUAUUAUCCAUCAGAAGUUAGCUUACAAAUAUAAUCUCAUAUCAAAUCUGAAACCCAUACCUUAUUAUAAAUAUGUACCAGAAUCAGUUCUCGAAAACAACGAAUACAGACUGUAUUUCGACCGUGCAAUUCUUACAGAUAGAACAAUCCAUUACAAUAGACCUGACAUUACACUUCAAGAUAAAAAGAACCGAACUGCAAUCAUCAUAGACAUAGCUAUACCCAACACACAUAAUUUACAAAACACAAUAUCCGAAAAACUUUCUAAAUAUACAGACCUUAAAGACGAGAUAAAGCGCAUGUGGCGGCUUAAUGAAGUUAGCAUAGUUCCCAUAGUAUUAUCCACUACAGGUGUCAUUCCCAAACAACUUCACCAGUCACUCAGCUUACUCAAUUUACCGGAAUUCACCUACAUAUCUCUCCAAAAAGCUGUAAUCCUGAACACUUGCAGGAUAGUCCGUAAAUUCUUACAGGGUAGUGAAGAGCCUACACAUCGAACUGGUGAACCCACACACAAUCACAAUAAUGCCCAACCACAACCUUCUACUUGA
Molecule: messenger RNA, 1302 nt
Organism: Pararge aegeria (speckled wood butterfly)
Lineage: Eukaryota; Metazoa; Arthropoda; Insecta; Lepidoptera; Nymphalidae
Exons: 2
Coding region: 1-1302 (433 amino acids)
Source: RefSeq, a predicted model, not a curated record